Fragaria vesca subsp. vesca is the source of this 481-nucleotide messenger RNA. RefSeq names its product xaa-Pro aminopeptidase 1-like. The record is from RefSeq and is a predicted model, not a curated record. Lineage: Eukaryota; Viridiplantae; Streptophyta; Magnoliopsida; Rosales; Rosaceae. The coding region runs from base 1 to 291 and encodes 96 amino acids. The transcript has 4 exons.
AUGGCAACGGCGGGUUGCCCCCCACUUUCUCCAUCCGCAGCUGCACCUCCAUCUCCGCCGCUUUCGACUCCUCCGACGCCAAGCUCCGAGCUCUCCGGAACCUCUUCCCCGGCGUCGGCCUCGACGCUUACGUCAUCCCAUCUCAAGAAGAGCGAGUUCAUUGCUAAAUGUUACAUGAGGAGGACAUUUAUAUCGGGUUUCACUGGGAGUGCAGGCACUGCUGUUGUCACCAAAGAUAAAGCAGCUCUUUGGACAGAUGGGUCCUAUUUUCUUCAAGCUGAAAAGCAUUGAAGGCAUAUUGUUACGCUUGGCUGAAUUAGAAGAGGCAGAUUGGAGUUGGUAUCCAUCAAAAUCUCUCCCACCAGCUUUUCAACCGGAUGACCUUACUGAACUUAGUUUGGUGCAUAGCAAUAUUGAUCACCUCUGAACUUAGUGAACUCUCUUUCAGUGUUGGAACUUGGAAGACUUGCAAGAGAAGUAC